This is a messenger RNA of Rubroshorea leprosula, 2382 nucleotides long. The record is from the annotation of a GenBank genome assembly. NCBI's taxonomy places the organism in Eukaryota, Viridiplantae, Streptophyta, Magnoliopsida, Malvales, Dipterocarpaceae.
CAUCUAAAAACUCGAAAGAAACACAAAAUCUCAUAAUUCGAUUUGAUUCCAACAAUGAUUAGACGGAUCAGCAGCGGCGUGUUUGAACUCCUGGCAGGAACGGAAUCCGGAGAAGAAGAUGAAGAAACGCAGAAUGAGGGAGAAGAGGAAGAUGAAGAAACGCAGGAAGGAGGAUCAGAAGUAGAAGAGUACAUUCCACUGAGCCAGUCGCCUAGGGUUUCCGGUGGAGAGGUGGAGGAACGGAGAGUUGGCAACCCUGGAGGAGGAGACAAGUGUAUUUCGGGUGGUGCAGAGUGCGGAGGCGCAUCUCAAGGGAAGGAGAGGAGCUGCACCGAAAUUGAUGGCUUGUUCUGCGCUAUUUGUAUGGAAGCAGCUUGGACCACUUCUGCUGAUCACCAUAUCUGUUGUCUUCCUUGUGGACACAUUUAUGGCUUCUCAUGCAUCCAAAAAUGGUUACGGAAAAAUCAAAGUUCAAGAAAGUGUCCUCAAUGCAAGAAGAAAUGUACGUUAAAAGACGUUAGAAAACUGUUCGCAUUGCAGAUUGUUGCUACUGAAGGGAAAGUGCAAAAGACUGCUUCUUGGGGCAAGAAAGAAGCUGAAUGGAAAGAAAGAGAAACUCAAUGGAGAAAGAGAGAAGAUGAAUUGCAAAUGGAAGUUCAACAACUUACUAAGAGGACAAGAUAUUUGGAGCAUUUACUUGGAGAGGCACAGAGUGCAACACUUGGAGAAGUGACUGCCAAUAGGAUUAGAGAUCAAGAAGGACUUUCUCUAGGAUCCAACUUUGACAUAGAGUUUAGCAGAGGACCUUUCGUACUGCUGAAAGAACUGCAAGUGAAUGGUGCACGUUUAUUUGAUGUAGAUACUUCUAGCCAUACUUUAUUAGUGACUCGCCGAAUGCAUGGGCUGGGUGGAACAUCUAUCUUUUCCAGGAUAAGCUUGUUACCUCCAUAUGAAAGAGAAGACAUUUUACUUCCUUCUGGUACUAAAGCAAUCAGAGACCUGCAAAUUUCCCCAUUUAACAGCAACCUUGUCCUUUAUGCAUCUUUAAGCAACAAAUUAGCAGUUCUCAGCACACAAAGUAACAAUGUCGUCCUUGGCUAUGAUCUGCCGGCUGCUGCAUGGUCAUGUUCAUGGGAUAGUAAUAGUUCACAUUACUUAUAUGCUGGUCUACAGAAUGGCUCACUUUUGGCUUUUGAUAUUCGCCAAACUGCACAGCCCAUGGAAUUAGUGAAUGGUCUGACAAGCAACGUGAUUCAUACCAUACACUCCUUACAAAAUAUGACUCUCCCUUUUGGUUCUGGACCCAUACUAUCUGCAUCCUCAGUUGGCCUUUGUCAUUGGAGCUUUGGUGGUGCUCAGGAAAGGCCUUUCUUGGUACCUGGGAUGGAGAAUCAAGGAGCUUGUGUAUCUCUUGCUUAUUGUCAUAGCAGUAAUGACAUUGUUGCUUCAUAUCGCCCACAAUUUGACUUUUCAAAUGGGAUGGCUGUUUCUCAACCUGUAUUAACUCCUACAGUUGGGCAGGCAGUACGAGGUUCCCAUGUUCACUUGAAGAGACUGGGCAGUAACUCUUAUCAGAAGUUGGGCUCUACAUGUGCCAACGUAAAUGACAUUCGACUUUCAAGAUCUACAAUUAUAAAAACACAAAAUAAGACUUUCUUUGCAUCUGGAGAUGAAGUUACAGGUGAAUUAAUCUUGCGAGAGUUGCCAUCUUUUACCACUGUUCAACGUGUUAAGUCAUCAAAGCUUCCUAUACAUGAUGUCAAGUACACUGACGCACUGGGCAGAGGUUUGCUUGGUUGUUUAAGUGAAGGUUCUUUGCAACUAUUCAACAUGAAGUUUUGAAAAAUAGUUUGCAGGGUUCUGAACUUUCCAAAAGGUGAUAGCUCCACAUGGGUUUCUCCUUCCUUUUUGUGGAUGGUGCAAUUGGCCCCAAUUUUCUAGGAGCUCCUUUUUGUUUCACUUUAUGUUUUAAUAAGGCAAGUGACUAUUUUAAGUUCCACUUGCAGAGAUUGUAUCAUAGUGUAACAUAGCAUCAACUGGAUGAUUGAAGUUUUUUAUUUCCAUAGAGCAGUAUAUAUUGACAUGCUUUUUGUUCUUUGCAAGUUAUUUUGGGGCCUCGGAUUUGUGGUGCAAGAGAGAUGAAGUGCAUUCAUAACCAUGCCUGACUGUAUGACUGUAUAAGAGCUCAUCCAUCCACUUCAGACAUUCUGAAAGGAUUUGGCAGGUAUUGAACAAAGAUGGCCAAAGGUUUCACUCCAGGAGGAUCUGCCACUCAACCAACUAAUUGGUGAAAGAAGUGAUCUUGCUUGUUUCAGGUACGCUUUCCAUCUUCCACUAUCUGUACUAAUUUGACAUUUAGAAAAAGAAAUAGAUAAUUUUAAA